This is a messenger RNA of Impatiens glandulifera, 1265 nucleotides long. RefSeq lists its product as uncharacterized. The transcript is spliced from 5 exons. NCBI's taxonomy places the organism in Eukaryota, Viridiplantae, Streptophyta, Magnoliopsida, Ericales, Balsaminaceae. The coding region runs from base 139 to 1050 and encodes 303 amino acids. The record is from RefSeq and is a predicted model, not a curated record.
AUAGUGAGUAAUCCAAUACUCUCUCUCUCUCUCUCUCUCUUUCUCUCUCUUCUCCCUAUCCUCUUUUUGUAUUUCUUCUUAGCUAGAAAGAUUGUUCUUCGAUUUCCAUUUGAUUCAUCUAGUUUCUAGUAAUCAGUAAUGGAUAGAUCAACUCCGGUAAGGAAACCUAACGCAUCCACCUCAGAUCUACUUACCUGGUCGGAGAAACCUCAAGCCGAUUCACCGACCGUCGUCUCCUCCAGACAGCGUUCGUCGACUCGUUCUCAUCAGCCAUCCGAUGGGAUUAGUAAAGUUGUAUUUGGAGGUCAGGUAACUGAUGAAGAAGUUGAGAGUUUGAAUAAGAGGAAACCUUGUUCAGGCUAUAAAAUGAAAGAUAUGACUGGCAGUGGCAUUUUUGCAGCAAAAAAUGGCACUGCUGAAUCUGAUGCAGAUCACGCACCAAGUAACAAAACAGGACUAAGAAUGUAUCAGCAAGCUGCUGCUGGAAUUAGUCACAUUUCAUUUGGUGAAGUGGAAACAGUUUCUCCCAAGAAACCUGCUACAGCGCCUGAGGUAGCAAAGCAGCGAGAACUGAGUGGAAGUCUAGAAAGUGAUUGUGACUCAAAUUGUAAAAAACAAUUUUCAGAUGCCAAAUAUAAGGAACUUAGUGGACAUGAUAUCUUUGCACCUCCUCCUGAAAUUCUUCCUCGACCAGUCGCUGCUCGAGCACUCGCCCUCAGAGAGACUAUAGAAAUUGGAGAAUCUGCACCCCGCAAUAUAAGAACAUCUGUCAAAGUGUCCAAUCCUGCUGGAGGGCAGCAGACAAACAACCUGUUUGGCGGAGGCGAACCUAUCGCGGUGAAAUCAGCUAAAAAACCAGCCCCAAAAUCCGAUCAGAUUAAGGGAGAUGCAGCAACAGUUCAAACGCAUAACGAAAGGCCAAUAAGUUCUGCUAAGCUUCGUGAGAUGAAUGGAAGCGAUAUCUUCUCAGACGGUAAAGUUGAAGCUCGCGACUACUUUGGUGGGGUUCGUAAACCACCUGGUGGUGGCAGCAGCAUUGCCUUGGUUUGAUUUGUGUUAGCUACUAACCAACCAACCGACCAUUUGUCUUCUUUUUUUUUGGAUUAUUGCUUUUCAGUUAUUCUGUUAAUGAAACGACUAUUCUAGUUGUAAUUCAGGUGUUCUUGAUUCGUCGAAUCAAUUAUCGUACUUGUAAACACACUCGUUAACGCUUCUUUUGUUUAUUUAUUCUAUCCGGAAAUAAAUUGGGAGGUUCUCUUCUGCAA